Molecule: messenger RNA, 1107 nt
Organism: Papilio xuthus (Asian swallowtail)
Lineage: Eukaryota; Metazoa; Arthropoda; Insecta; Lepidoptera; Papilionidae
Product: lipase 1-like
Exons: 2
Coding region: 1-1107 (368 amino acids)
Biological process (GO): lipid metabolic process
Molecular function (GO): hydrolase activity, acting on ester bonds
Source: RefSeq, a predicted model, not a curated record
AUGAAACAUAUCGUACUUCUCAGUAUUAUUGUGAUUGUGUACAGUGAAAAAUAUAUAAAUAUACUUGGCGAUAAUCCUCCGAACUUCACCGAACUGGCAGCUAACUAUGGACAUCAAGCUUUAGAAUAUGACGUCAUCACUGAAGACGGUUACAUUCUCCGUCUCUUUCGGAUCAAAGGCGAAAGGGAAAUGCCCGUCCUGCUCAUGCACGGUAUUCUAGAUUCCGCGGAUACAUGGGUAUUGAGAGGGAAUGAAUCUCUCGCCAUUACAUUGGCAAAUAAAGAUUACGAUGUCUGGUUAGGUAAUUGUAGAGGUAAUAAGUAUGGCCGCCGACAUAUAUACCUAGAUCCUGAUAAUAACACUUUUUGGGACUACACUUUCCAUGAACAUGGAUAUUAUGACCUUCCAGCUACAAUAGACAAUAUCCUCUUCAUCACAAACGCAUCCAAAUUGAAUGCAAUCGGACAUUCUCAAGGAACAACUAUAUUCUACGUUCUCGGAUCGACACGACAUGAAUAUAAUAAUAAAAUUAAUGUACUCAUCGCUUUAGCACCUGUAUGUUUUCUAGAAAACAUGGAACCACCACUUAAGACUAUGAUUCAAUAUUCACCAAUGAUUUAUCUGACAGCAAACAUGCUCGAUAUUAAAGAAAUCUUCGGUACAAAUCAAAAUGUAAUAAAUACGAUCUGUCAACAACCUAUAAUUAACUCUAUAUGUGUUACGAAUACAAUAUUUCCAAUCACAGGUGAGGAUUCAGAUGAAUUGGAAGAUAUACCAAUACUGUACGAACACUUCCCAACGGCGACAUCAGUGAAAAAUCUUUAUCAUUUCUCGCAAGUGAGUUAUAAACGACAAUUUGCUAAUUUUGAUUACGGAGUCAAACUUAAUUUGGACAAAUACGGUUCCCCUACACCUUCAGUUUACCAAUUAGAUAAAAUAACUAUGAAAAUAUCUUUAUUUGUUGGAAUUAAUGAUAAUAUAUCAACAUUAGAUAAUGUAGCAAUGUUAAAACAAAGUCUACCUAACGUUAUAAAUUAUAUGAUAAUCCCGCAUACUAAAAUGAAUCAUAUCGACUUUGUAUGGGGUCUUCCAAUCUCCACCGCUUAA